Molecule: messenger RNA, 1665 nt
Organism: Symbiodinium sp. CCMP2592
Lineage: Eukaryota; Dinophyceae; Suessiales; Symbiodiniaceae
Source: the annotation of a GenBank genome assembly
AUGCCACAGACAGACGGAUUGUGGCACGAUGUACUCAAGAUGAACGCUACGAAGCAGGAACUCUUCAUGGAGAGAGUCUUGCUGCUGCACAAGAUCGCCUUGAAGAAACGGGCUGGCAAGUCCAGCAAUGUGAGGCUGACUUUGUCAAAGUGGGAAACCGAGACCAACAUCAUGGCUGUCUUGGGUCAUGUGCUCCAGGAGAUGGACAGUCGACCAAACUUAUUCAAGCCAGAGCAGGUCAAGGCGGCGAGCCAGAAAAUCCUCGAAGGGGACUACAACGACGACAUCCAGGCCCACAUUGACGGCGCCCACCCCAACUGGUGCCCCUCCCACACGCAGGUGUGGAACGAUCACCUGUGCUCCGCGAACAAUGCAAACGUCAUGGAUGCAGCAGAAGCCCGACUGACAGCAAUGGCCGACGACGCAAGCAAGCUUGCAUUCGAGCAGGAUUCGUUGAAACUUGCGGCGGACAUAUCCAACAUCGGGAAGAUGUUGGACCGGUUCUUGCAAACCGAUCGGGCGAGGCACUUGAGCAAAUUCAUGGCGAAGAGCUCCGUGGACGACUCGCCGUGUGUGCUCCUGGUGGACUUUACCAAGAGCGGGCGCUUGACGGUCAAGGAUUUGGACCGCGACAUUGGUUUGGUGAAGAAGUUCCUAUCCUCAAAGCCUCUAAUGACCAUGGCUGUAGUUGUGGCACCGUUCUUGGAGUCAGCGAGACUCGGACAGCGCGGUGACAUGAGGGGAAAUCGGAGCAACAUUCCUUUCGAGCCCGAGAGAAACUACAUCGUGCCAAUGGCAGUGAAAGACGCCGUGCCGGCCCUCUCGGAUGCGCAAGAGUCCGCUCAACUCCUGAGUGGACCCGGCUUUGCGGAAGCGGUCCUCGCAGGUUGCUUCGCAAACUUGCCCCGCAGAAUGAUGUACAGGACUGUGAAUCUGUCCACUUACGAUGCACACUGGGAGAAGGCGGUUAUGAAAUUCCACCUCACAGAGCAACGGCCACGAAUUUGCUCCCUCUCCCUGACGGAUGAUUUGGACAUCAGCCAGUACUGCGAGCAAGUGUUGGCUGUGGACCUUCUGCAGGCUUGCUGCUGUAGCUUGCAAGUAUUUCUUGCGUGGAAGCAGAACGGGGACAUUCAGCUCCUUGCUGAAGAGCCAGGCUUCCGCCGCUACGAGAGCGAGGUGUCAGGCCUGGUGGCCAGCCCGGAUCCGGCUGAUUAUGGCUUCAAGAUGGUUGAGGUUACGACUGAUGACUCUCAGCGGGGUGUGAACCGCUAUAGGUUUUCCUUGUCACCAACCAUCCGGGCACUGUACAACGCGGAUGUAGUGCAUCGCAUGCAGUGGCAAGAGCUCAUGGAAGCAUUCGACAAGCAGCCCCUAGGUAUGCAUCCAUUGGGAGCUGGAGAGCCUUUGUUUUCGCGCCACAUGCAGGCCAGCCAGGCCCCGAACACUGCGAGCACCCAGCAGGCACCGGUGGCCGAGGGCCCACUGACCUGGGAGGGUGAGCCAACAUGCUUGGAUGAGCUCACGAGCAGAUAUCAGAUUGAACACAAAAUCCCAGCACGGGCCGCUGGUGCGAGUUUGUUCGUUUGCAAAAGUGCAGAGCAAGAUGGCGAGCAGAGGGAUGUGUGUGAUGGACAGAUGUACAAGCUUUUCAUCGCUUCUUGA